CGUUUUCAUUCUGAUCUCAAUGCUUUGAAUUGAUUGGAGGAAGCUACCAUUCUUUCUCUGUGUUCUUCAUCACAGUUUCUUGUUGCUUUUGUUGUCUUCAUCAUAUUGAUGUUGUCAGAAGAAGAUAUGUAGUUGAGAUGUAGCAUGGCUGCUCUAAUCGCGUGUUGUCAAUUCCUAACACUGUCACCUCGAGCAAAGGCGUGGCUAAAGAAGCAAUUGAUUCAAUUGGACUUGUACGAGACAAGAGUUGGUAAACUAGAAGAUGUUGUGGAGAAGCUCAAGAAGAAGAGAGAUUCUAUUCAAAAUACAGUGGACGAGGAAGAACGUCGACAUGGAAGAAAAAUUCACGUUGAAGUUAAAGAAUGGAUGGACAAGGUGGAUAAACUCAUUCUCACAUAUAGGGGUUUCCACAAUGACGAAAUAUGCCAUAAAUGUGCAAUGUUUGAAUUUUUCAACAGUGGUUUCCUUCCGAAGCCAGGGAUAAGGUAUCGUCGAAGUAGAAAAGCAGAUGAUAUCACAAAGCAGGCAAAUGGGUUACUACAAAAUGCAAAGUUUGACAUUUUAUCUUAUUGGUCUGGCCCACCCUCCAUGGCUGCCUUUUUUUCUAACCUUGGUUAUGAAAGUUAUUCAUCAAGAAAUGAUACUGUGAAAAAGAUUACUGAUGAAUUUCAAAAGCCAGGUGUUAGAAUGAUUGGUCUUCAUGGGUUGAGUGGCGUUGGCAAGACCUCUUUAGUCAAAGAGGUUGUGAAGAAAGCCUUGAAAGACAAGAUGUUCGAGGUGGUGACCAUGGCAAGUGUGACAAAAAGCCCUGAUGUAAGAAAAAUCCAAGGACAAAUUGCUGAUAUGUUAGGGGUUGUAUUGGAGGAGGAAAGUAACAUUGCACGAGCUGCUAGGAUACACCAGAUAUUGAAUGAUGAGAAUAAGAGCACACUCAUAAUCCUAGAUGAUCUUUGGGAAGAAGUGGACUUUAACUUGUUGGGGAUUCCAUGUGAAUUAGAGAAAGAUGAUGGCGUAACCAGUGUCAAAGGAAAAUCAGUUGAUGUUGAUAUAUUGAAGAAUGUCAGUGAUGGAAAAUCCCCCGUCCUUGAUAAUUCGUCAAGUUUUAGAAAAGGAACGUUACGAGGUGUUGAUGGUUCUAAGAAUGUAAAUAAAGCAAAAUCCCCUGUUCUUGAUGGUUCGAUAAGUUUUAGAAAAGGAACGUUAUACGGUGUUGACGGUUCUAAUAAUGUAAAUAAAGGAAAAUUCUCCGGUGCUGCUAACUCGAUGAAUGUCAAGAAAGGAGAAUUCCUUGGUGGUGGUUUGAAGAAUGUCAAUGAAGGAAAAUCCUCCGUUGAUGCUUCUGAUACGGUGAAAACAGAAAAAAUUGUUCCUCAAUACAAAGGGUGCAAGAUUUUGAUGAUUUCUGAAAUCAGACAAGUGUUGUUAAGCCAAAUGGAAGGGAAAGAAGAGAGUAUUUUCCCCGUGGAAGUCUUAAAGGAGAAGGAAGCAGAGAUGUUGUUCAAGAAAAAGGCUGGAAUAGGUGGCAAGAAUUCUGAAUAUGACAAAUUAGCUGCUCAAAUUGCCAACAAGUGUAAAGGAUUGCCAAUGACAAUAAUUACCACUGCAAGGGCAUUGAAAAAUAAGAGCCUUUCUGUAUGGGACGAAACUAAUCGAAAGCUUGAUUCUCAAAACUUAGCUGGAGCACCUGAAUUUUCUACCAAGUUGAGUUAUGAGCUUUUAGAAGAUGAGGAACUCAAGCACACUUUCUUGCUUUGUGCACGCAUGGGUCAAGAUGCAUUGGUUAUGGACUUGGUGAAAUAUUGCAUUGGUUUUGGUUUUCUUCGAGGAAUCAACACAGCAAGGCAAACCAGGGACAAAGUACAUACGUUGGUUUCAAAGCUAAAAGAGUCAGGUUUGUUGUCUGACAGUUAUUCAAGUGAUUAUUUCACCAUGCCUGAUAGUGUUCGUACUGCAGCUUUGUCAAUAGCAUAUAAAGAAAAUCAUUUAUUUACAAUGACAAAGGGAAAACUAGAUGAAUGGCCUGAUAAUCUUGAAAUGUAUGCUGCUAUUUCCUUACAUCAUUGUGACUUCAUUGAAGAGUUUCCUGGGAGAAUAAACUAUCCAAGACUUAGAGUCCUUCAAAUUGUCAAUAAUAUUCCACGCCCGAAAAUACCUGAAAAAUUCUUCGAAACAAUGAAAGAACUCAGAGUGUUGAUAUUGACUGGUAUUUAUCUCUCCCUCGUUGGUUCUUCACUUUCAUCCUUGCAUAAACUUAGAAUGCUUUGUUUGGAGCAAUGUUGCAUGCUAGAUGAUGAAUUAUACAUCAUAGGAGAGCUGAAAAGGUUAAGAAUUCUAAGUUUUUCAGGAUCUGAUAUUGAAAGUUUGCCAACUAAGUUAAAUGAGUUGAAAAUGCUACAAAUUUUUGACAUAAGUAAUUGCUCUAAACUUAAAAAAAUUCCAAAUGGUGUCAUACCAAGCUUGGUAAGUCUGGAGGAGUUGUAUAUGAGAAAUACCUUGAUUCAAUGGGAGGAUGAAGAACAAACACGUCAAAGUAAAAUAGCUCUUCUUUCCGGUUUGAAACAUUUAAAUCAAUUGACAACUUUAGACAUACAAAUCCGAAAUGUUUCCUAUCUGCCAAAGAAUUUGUUUUUUGACAAGUUAUUUAGUUACAAGAUUGUUAUUGGAGAUUUGAGUUCAGUUUUAGAUAUUGAUUUCAAGAUGCCAGAGAAAUAUGAAGCAUUGAAAUUUUUGGCAAUACGAUUGAAAAAUGGAUCUGACAUUCAUUCUCUAAAGGGGAUCAAAAUGUUGUUUGAAGGAGUUGAAAAUUUGUUCCUAGAACUUAAUACUGUCGAUGACAAGCAGAAUAGUGAAGCAGAUAAUAUUGUGCACGACCUUUUUUAUAGAUUGAAUUUAAAAGGAUUUCCAUAUCUUAAGCAUUUAUGGAUUGUAAAUAAUUCUACCAUUCAAUCUCUUAUCUAUCCAAAGGACAGGCAGCUCCCUGAGAAAGCUUUUCCAAAAUUGGAGUCAUUAUGUCUCUAUAAUCUUAAGAUAGAUAAGAUAUGCUCCUGUAACCUAUCAGAACCCUCUUUUGGUAAACUGAAAGUCAUCAAGAUCAAUCACUGUGGUGAAUUGAAGAACGUCUUCUCAAUUUCUGUUGUUGGACUCUUAAAAGUUAUUGAAACAAUUGAAGUUUCUGAAUGUAACUCUUUGAAGGAAGUCAUUGAUGUGGAGCCACAAAACGACCCUGAUAAAACUGAGCUUCUUAUGCUUCCUGAAUUACGCUAUUUGAAGCUACAAUCUUUGUCUGAGUUUAUUGGGUUUGAUGCCAUUCCUCAUAGAGAAGGACAGGAAAGAAAACUCUUCCAUGAAAAGGUUGGGGUUUCAAAAUUAGAGAGGCUGGAGUUGUCCUCACUCCAUAUUGACGUAAUAUGGAGUGUCGACCAAUCUUCAAAAAGGCUAUCUUUUGAAAGUUUGACACAUUUGGAUGUGAAUGGUUGUUGGAAAUUAAAAUAUUUGAUGUCAUUUACAAUGGCCAAAAUUUUGGUGAAUCUUCAAAGCCUUUAUGUAAGUGACUGUGAGAAGAUGAGAAGCAUCUUCCUCCCUGACCAAGAUAAGGAGAAGGAUAUUAUGGCUAGCAUCUUUCCAAAAUUGAAGAAUAUGAAACUUCUCAAUAUGAAUAGUCUGAGUAAGAUAUGGAAUCUAAAACUCCCUUUGGACUCUUUUAACAAACUAGACACUCUAAUCAUUGAGGAGUGUCACAAACUUGGAAAUGCAAUGGAGGGAAUAUUUGUGAGUUUAUGCAACUUGAGAGUUACAAAUUGCAGGUCCAUGCAAGCAAUAUUCAAUAUACGUGACCAAGUUGGGGAUGCAGCUAAUAACUUGCAAGAUGUUCAUUUAGAAACACUCCCAGAAUUGAAACUUGUAUGGAAAAUGAACAAUGAAGACCGAAUAGGGAUUCCUAAGUUUAACAAUGUGAAGAAGAUAUGGGCUCAAGAUUGUGACAACUUGGAAUAUAUAUUUCCAUUUUCUAUAGCCAAGAGUCUUGGUAAUCUUGAAUCUCUUGUGGUUUGUGAUUGCUAUGGAUUGAGUGAAAUUGUUGCCCAAAGAGAAGCUACCCACACGGGUAGAGCCAGGUUUAACUUUCCUAAACUAAGCACCGUCAAAUUUUCAAAACUGCCAAAACUUACGAGCUUCUAUCCAACAGCUUAUGAUUUAUCAUGUCCAUUGAAUGAGCUGUCUAUCGAACUUUGUAAAAAUCUGGAACCAUUCAAUAAAGGAACCCAGCAUGCAGAAAGAAAUCCUAUACAUGUAUGCUUUCCUGAAGAGGUAAUCAAUAACUUGAAGUCCAUGCAAAUUGAGUCUUGGCAUGCAAAGUCACCAAGCAGUUAUAUGGGUAAAAGGAACCAUCGAAGGGAUAACUUAGAAGAGCUUUCUUUGUCUAGAUUAAUAGAUACUGGGAUUUUAUAUUCUUUCCUUCACAGAAGUCCUAAUUUGAAAAGCCUAUCAUUGAGUAAUUGUUACUUUGAAAAGAUAGUGCCUCCAAAGGAAGAUACUGAAAUUGAAAACUUGGGAGUAGUCCCAAAUCUGAAAAGCUUAAUGUUGAUAGACUUGCUGAAUCUCAAAGAGAUAGGCUUUGAACCAGACAUCAUUCUUGAAAGGUUAGAGUUCUUGAUCUUGAAGAACUGUCCUCGUAUGAUUACAAUGGCACCUUCCUCUGUAUCUUUUACUCGAUUGACAAAUCUUGAAGUGAUCAAUUGUGAUGGAUUGAAAAGUCUAAUGUCAGCGUCUACUGCACAAAGUUUGGUUCAGCUCAACACCAUGAAGGUAGUGAAAUGUGAAUCCCUGGUGGAAAUAGUAAGAAAAGAUGGAGAAAAUUCUGACAUGGUUCUUUUUCAACAAUUGAAAGCCCUGGAGCUUGUUUCAUUGAAGAAACUCAAGAGUUUCUGUGUCUCUGAUUGCGCCUUUGAAUUCCCAUCAUUGGAGAAAUUGGUAGUGAGUGCAUGUUAUAAUAUGGCUAAAUUUUCUGAAACAGUCACCAGCUCACCACUUUUACAAAAUAUACAUGUUGUCCACGGAAAAGAGAACAAACGAUUCUGCUGGGAAGGAGAUAUAAAUGCUACAAUACAAAAAAUAUUCGAGGAAAUGAAAUUUUUUGAAGGCAUGGAGGAGAUGAGCCUCUCCCAACAUCGAGAGCUAGAAGAAAGCUGGGAACGUGGAACUAUUCUGCAAAAGCAAAAUAGCUGGUUUUAUAGUUUGAAAAUUUUGAAGCUUGAGAACUGUGAUAUUGAACCAUGUGCAAUUCCAUCAAAUAUUCUUCCUUACUUGAGGAGCUUAAAAGAACUGCAAGUACGAGGUUGCGACAAUGUAGAGGUAAUUUUUGAGAUGAAUGCUAAAGAGGGUACUGGAACAACAUUUCAGUUGCAGAAAUUGACUUUAUCAAAACUGCCAAAACUUGAGGAUGUGUGGGAAAGGAACGGUAAAGGAACUGAGAGCUUUCAAAAUCUGAAGAUGGUCCAUGUCAGUGAAUGUGAAAACCUUCAAACUGUGUUUCCUUUGACCUUGGCAAAAAAUCUUAAGAAGCUUGUCAAACUUGAGAUAAUUGGGUGUCAUGCAUUGCGUGAAAUUGUCAGAAAGGAAAAGAACGUAUCAGCGGUGUUUGUGUUCCCUUGCUUAAUUACACUGGGUCUUUUUGAUUUGCCAGAGCUCAUUUACUUUUACCCAGAAUCAUUUACUUUGGAAUGCUCUGCGUUAAAUAAAUUAAUCGUGUGUUAUUGCCCAGAUUUGGAGCUAUUUGGAAGUGCUAACAGACAAUCUAUUUUCUUUGACCUAAAGGAUAUUUGCAACCUUGAGGAACUGACAAUUGAUUGGGAACAAACAUUGGUGUUAAGGACAAAGUUGGGAGAACCUACGGACAACCUCAAAUAUUUAAAUCAUAUUCAGCUUUUCCUUGAGGUUGAUGAGAACGAAAGGCCUGAUUUGCCCAUUCAAAUACUCCUGAAGAUGCCCAAUUUAACAAAAAUGAGUAUACACUAUUCCAAUUGCCUCGAGGUAUUCCAAACUCAAAUCCCAGAAGUUGUUGAAAAAAGGGUGCUUACACACUUGAAAACUUUGAGACUAAAUUGUGUGUCGAAACUCCAGUCCAUUGGGUCGGAGGACUCACCAUGGUUAAAUGUGAUUUGCGACAGUGAAAACCUCCAAAAAUUAGUUGUUCUCAAAUGUCCUGAUUUGAAAACAUUGGUGCAUUCUCCUGCUUCAGUUUCUUUCACUUAUGUGAAAGAAGUAUACAUAGACAGGUGUAAAGAAUUAAAGUAUUUAUUCACAUUAGCAUCAGUAAACAAGUUAGAGAACCUUGAGCGUAUAAAAGUCAAUGAUUGUGAAUCAAUGGAAGCAAUAGUCUUGAAAGAAGAGGAUGACAUUUCAGAAGAGAUCAAGUUACAACAGCUAAAACACAUAGAUCUAAAUGGUUUAUCAAGCUUGGAAUGCUUUUAUUCAGGCAAUGACAGUUUGCAGUUACCCUCCUUGGUGCAAGUGGACAUAUGGAAAUGCCCCAAGAUGGAGUUUUUCUCUAGAGGAGAGAUUCACCUAAAUUCUUCUUUUAGAGGAAUUCAAGCUUCAAACGUCUCAAGUGAUGACUUCGUCUUCUACCAUGAUCUUAACUUUUCGGUAGAAAAGGUGUUCUUGCAACAGGAGUUUUUUCAAGCCGUGGACAAAGAGUGCUUUUCUGAUAAUCUUGACCUACAAGCUGAGCCGCGUGGUAAAAUUGGUCUGCAAAACAAAUGGUUGGCCAAUUUGGAAACAUUGAAGUUGCAAAACUGCACGCAAUCAUAUGCAAUUCCAUCUUUUAUUCUUUGUCUUUUAAAGAACUUAAAAGAGUUAGAAGUACGAGAUAGCGACCAAGUAAAGGCAAUUUUUGAUAUGAAUGAUGACACUGAGAUUAAGGAAACAGAAUCCCAGUUGAAGAUAUUGACUUUAAAUGGGCUAUCAGAGCUUACACAUGUAUGGGAAAAGGACACUCACAGAAUUCUAAUCUUUCGCAAUCUGCAAGAGGUUGUUGUUAGUGAUUGUUCAAAGCUGCAAACUUUAUUUCCUGCUUCCUUGGCAAAAAGUCUCAAGGAUCUUAAAAAGCUUAAAAUAGAUUCCUGUGAAAAUUUGCAUGACUUUGUUGAACAGGAAGAAACAACAUUUGUAACUAAAAAGUUUGUGUUCCCUUGUCUAGAGGAUUUGGAACUUAAUGACUUGCCCCUGGUCACUUGUCCUAAAACAUUCACUCUGGAAUUCCCCUCGGUAAAAUUCUUAUCUGUGAGGAACUGUGAUGAGUUAGGGUUAUUUCAAAGUGUAUACGAUCCCAUGGGUGAGGGUACUUCAAGCAGCAGACUUCCUCUUAUAUCAGAUCCAAAGGUCAUUUCCAACCUGGAGAAACUGACUCUUGAUUGUAAACAAAUUUUGGCAUUAAGCUUAUGGUUUAAGUCACAGAAAUCUACAGAGGGCCUCACAAAUUUUAACACCAUUUCCUUGUCGUUCUUUGGCAUUGAUGGGAAUGAAGUGCCUAUGUUGCCCAUUGAAAUACUCAAGGCACCAAGUUUAAUAGAACUGGAUAUGAACAAUUGCAAUAAUAUCGAGAAUUUCCUUGCUCAAAACCCCAAGAUUGGCGAGGAGGAGAUGCUGAGACAGUUAACAAUAUUGAGGCUAUGCAAUGUAUCCACAACACAAUUCUUCGAGUUAGAGUACUGCUUAAGCUUAAACAUAAUCUGUGAGAGGCUCCACAAAUUAACUCUUUCCCAAUGUCCUCAUUUGACAACAAUAUUAAGAGUACAUUCUGCGGUGUCUUUCUCUUGCCUGAAAGAACUAAAUAUUUACAAAUGUCCAAACUUGAAGUAUUUAUUUACAACUUCAGCUGCCAAAAAGUUAAUGAACCUUGAGGAGAUUAGGGUCACCGAAUGUGAAACACUGACAGAAAUAGUGUCUAAAGAGGGAGAUGCAAGUUCAGAAGGCAUUAAAUUUGAUCGACUCCACACCAUUUAUCUACAAUCUUUAACAAGUUUAGUAUGCUUUUAUUCUGGAAGUGACAGUAUAGAAUUAUCAUCUUUGAAAACUGUGGCAAUACGGAGCUGCCCGAACAUGGAGAUUUUCUCCCAUGGAAAUGAAUCCCUUAUGGGAGUUGCGUUAUCCACGGACCAGGGAGCGGAUGAUGUACACCCUCCACAAGAUCUUAACACCAGAAUAAAAGGGAUCAUACAACGAAAGGAGUUUUUUGAAGCAGUUGACAAGGAGUGUUUUUCUGAUAAUAUUGAGCUACAAGAAGAUCCGCACUGUAAGUUUGGCCUGCAAAACCAAUGGUUGCGCGAUUUGGUUAGUUUGAAGCUUCAGAACUGUACUUUGCUAUGUGCAAUUCCGUUUUCUAUUCUUGCUCUUCUACAGAGCUUAAAAGAGUUGGAAGUACAGGAUAGUACAACAAUAGAGGUGCUUUUUUAUAUGAAUGACAAUGAGAUUAUGGGAAUAACAUCUCAGCUGAGGAUUUUGACCUUAAAAGGGCUAUCGAAGCUGACACGUGUUUGGGAAAAGAACAAAAAUGGAGUUCUUAACUUUUCAAGUCUGGAACAGGUCGUUGUUAGCAAUUGCGAAAACCUGCAAACCUUAUUUCCUGCUUCCCUGGCAAGAAAUCUUAAAAGUCUCAAAGGAAUUGACAUAGAAUCUUGCGUUGAGUUCCAAGAAAUUGUAGAAAAAGAAGACGACACAGAAGCAAAAUUUGUGCUCCCUUGUUUAGAGGAGUUGAAUCUUUCGUUUUUACCACAACUCACGUGCUUUUAUCCUCAAACAUUCACUUUGGAAUGCCCAACCUUAAAUUUAUUAUCUGUGUUUGAGUGUGAAAGAUUAGAGUUGUUUCAAAGUGAACAUUCCAUGGGUGAGGGUACUUCAGUUAAGAGACAACCUUUAAUUUCAAGUCUAGAGGUCAUUUCCAACCUGAAAGAAUUAGAACUUGAUUGGAAACAUAUUCUGGCAUUAAGAUCAAGGCUUAGGUCUGAAAAAUUUACUGGCAUCUUCAAAUUUGUGAAUAAAAUGAAUCUGCUCCUAAACGCUGAUGUGAGUGAGAUGCUUAUAGUGGUCAAUGAAAUAGUCCAUACAACACCCAACUUAAUAGAAAUGAUUGUGAUGAUAGACAAUUGCAAUAGUAUGGAGAUUUUCCUUGCUCAAAACCCCAAAAUUGGUGAGGAUGGGAUGCUCUUACAGUUAAGAACAUUGAAUCUAUUCCGUAUAUCUGAUAUCCGGUCCAACCAGCCAGAGAACUCGUCAUGGUCAGACACAUUCUCCGAGAAGAUUCACGAAUUACAUGUAUUCGAAUGCCCUCAUGUUGAAACAAUUGGAGUGCAUCCUACUUUUUCAGUUUCUUCCUCUUUUCUGAAACAGGUGUUUGUACAAAAAUGUCCCCAAAUGCAGUAUUUGUUUACAUUUUCAGUCGCAAAAGAGUUGGUGAACCUUGAAGAGAUCACAGUCAUAGAAUGUGAAUCACUAAAGGAAAUAGUGUCCAAAGAGGGAGAUGAAGAUGAACCCAAAGGAGAAGGUGACGAUAAAUAUGAGAAUGAGAUGAUAUUCAUGAAGCUAGAGAACUUGAUUCUUGCCUCAUUAGACAAUUUAGAAAGUUUUUACUCGGGGAGUUGCAUUUUAAAUUUCCCAUCCUUGAGAAAAGUGGCGGUCAACGAAUGCCUCAACUCCAAAAUUUUCCGUCAUCGUGAUAAAGUGCCUCCAAAAUUUACGGUGAUAAUAGAUGAAAUCCUAGGUAAAGGUGAUAAAAAAGCUCUGGUCACGCAACAGUUUGAGGAGGAGGCAUCCUGAGUUAGUUUGGUGGCAAAUUCCCUUCACUUGUAAUUCUUUUAAAACAAUUCAAGUUGCAGGGAAUCAGGGGACUCAAAGAAGGAAAUGAUAGUGACAUGACUACAGCUGUCAACAAAUAGAGUGUUUUUUCUUUGUGUUGAAGUGCAGUGUUCAUUAAUAAAGUUUCCCUAUAUACCUACAGGAAACUGUGAAUGGUUCUCAAGACAUAUAAGGUUGUAUGUGAAUAAGAGUGGUUCUUGUACUCAUAUAGGAGAAUAUGUGUGUUGCUUGUAUUAUAGAGAUUUGAAUUGUUUUAAAUUUAGUUCUUGAAGGUUUUUCUGUGAAGAAAUUUGACAUGAUUGUAUUUGUAGAGAAAGAUGCUCUGUGAAUAAGUUGAAAGUUAAACAUUGCAUGACUAGACAUGUUUGUCGUUGGUGUUCCAUGAACAAUGCUGAAAUGUAUUUGUGUAUGUAAUAUGGUUCCUAUGUUGUAAAAUGAGUGUUUCUGUUUUAAUAAAGUUGUCCUAUUGUACA
Molecule: messenger RNA, 10322 nt
Organism: Vigna unguiculata (cowpea)
Lineage: Eukaryota; Viridiplantae; Streptophyta; Magnoliopsida; Fabales; Fabaceae
Molecular function (GO): ADP binding
Source: RefSeq, a predicted model, not a curated record